Messenger RNA from Siniperca chuatsi (mandarin fish), 2344 nucleotides. RefSeq names its product torsin family 1 (gene tor1). The transcript is spliced from 5 exons. Bases 155 to 1168 code for a protein of 337 amino acids. Gene Ontology annotation, biological process: nuclear membrane organization; protein localization to nucleus. Gene Ontology annotation, molecular function: ATP hydrolysis activity; ATP binding; kinesin binding. NCBI's taxonomy places the organism in Eukaryota, Metazoa, Chordata, Actinopteri, Centrarchiformes, Sinipercidae. Gene Ontology annotation, cellular component: nuclear envelope; endoplasmic reticulum; endoplasmic reticulum lumen. The record is from RefSeq and is a predicted model, not a curated record.
UAUGCAUGACAACCACAGCGCCCCCACUACCAUCAGUCUCCACUGUGUUGACUCAGUCCGCUUUGGCAAACAAUUUGACGCACACUGAGUUUUUUUUUUUUUUUCUUCUUCUUGUUUUUAGCUAAGUUUGAUGAAGCAGUGACAUUUGUGCGAAAUGAAACCGAGGAAGCGACACGUCCUGCUGCUGUGGAUGCUCGUCUGCUACGGUAUGACUGAGGCGAUCGAGCCCAUCAGCACCAGCAUAGCGGUCGGCAUGGCUGCGGCUCUGACUGGAUUUUUAGCUAGUUACCAGAACAUCCUCUACUAUUUCCACGAGUGCUGUCGACCCGAGUGGAUUUCUUUCAACAGGACAGGUCUCGAGGCUGACCUGGAAAGCAAACUGUUCGGACAGCACAUUGCCUCACGCAUCAUCCUGAAAGCUGUCAAUGGAUUCAUGAGCAAUGACAACCCGAAGAAGCCCCUGGUGCUCUCUCUGCACGGAUGGACCGGCACAGGGAAGAACUUUGUUAGUAACCUGAUUGCUGAAAACAUUUACAAGGAGGGAAUGGACAGCAGCUUUGUUCAUGUUUUCACAGCUGAACUUCACUUCCCACAUUCAAGUCAGUUGGAUACCUACAAGGCUCAGUUACAGCAGUGGAUCAAAGGCAAUGUCACCAACUGUGCACGCUCCAUGUUCAUCUUUGAUGAGAUGGACAAGAUGCAUCCUGGCUUGAUUGACAGCAUUAAGCCGUACCUGGACUACUACGAAAAGCUGGAUGGAAUUUCUUAUCGGAAAGCCAUCUUCAUCUUUCUCAGCAAUGCUGGAGGGGAGGACAUCGUACGGACAGCUUUAGAUUUCUGGAAUGAAGGACGAGCUCGAGAAGAGAUCGAACUAAAAGACCUGGAAACAUUGAUCUCUUUAUCAGUGUUCAACAACAAGAACAGUGGCUUGCGGCAUGCAAGUUUGAUUGACAAGCACCUGGUGGACUUCUUCGUCCCGUUUCUGCCUCUGGAGUACCGGCACGUUGUCCAGUGCGCCAUGGCCGAGAUGAAAGCCAGAGGACUUCAGCCAGACCAGAACGUGGCAGACCAGGUGGCCAGAGAUUUAGUCUAUUUCCCCAAAUCUGAGAGAGUGUUCUCUGUCAAAGGCUGCAAGACGAUACAGAGCAAGUUAGACUACUACACAUAAUGUCAGCAUCUGAUGGACGCUACGUUCGAUCUCUAUGUGCACUUUUUUAACAAAACAUGCUCUCAGCCAAAUGAGUUAAGAGAGGAAGUUAAGCUGACUGAACUCUGAAGAGGUCUGCGGAGAUCUCUCUGUCUGACCUCAUGGCCGCGGGAAGGAUUUCAGCGGGCCUUCUCCAAUGUUGCAUCUCGCUUAAACAGAAUGAAGAGGCUGAUGAAAGAGCACAGUGCCAGUUGAAUGAAAAAAAUCAUAAGGUGGAAAUGCUAUCCUUUGUAGCUGCUUAAGGGGCUUGAUCUCUCUUUUGUGUCACACCUCAAUGAGUCUCAAAAACGGUGUUGUUUUCCUGAGAGCUUCUUAAGGACUAACAGGGUGUCUCCUCUUCUGUCAGUGAAACUAUGGCAUAUCACUGUUGUGCUUUUUUUUUUUUUUUUUUUUUUAAAAAACAUGUGUACUCCGUAUAUAUGGAUUACUGGAAACACUUGCCUUAAUUUUUUUAAAUUUUAUUUUACACACACCUCCACUGUACAUAUGAGUACAUUAACACUCAAAGUUGGUCGUGGUUGGUGAGGCGAGGUAGUCAGCAGGGCUUAUAGCAAAGUCUCACUAUUUAAAUACAUAAUACAGAACAUUCUGUUUAUAUGUAUCACAUUUACAAGUUUUUUAUACAGUACAGCCACACUCUUAAUAUCUAAUUUGGUUAAUAUAAUACAUUACAAAUAGAUUGUUUAUACAUGAGUAAUAUACACUGUAAUGGAUAUGGACGUGUCCAUAGUGAAAUAUUUCCAGAUGUAAUUUUGCCUUAGAGUUAAUUACUUUUUUUAAAACCAUGACUGGACUCUGUAGCUACAUUUGGACAUUGUGUAAUAUUUUGCCAAAACUUGAUUUUUUUUUAUUCUUAAAAAUGCAGACAGUUCAGAAUACAAAAUUCUAAUGAUAGUGUAUAUAAAAGAGUAGUUGAUUAUCCAAUUAGUUUGAUUUAAAAUUGAGCUAAAAGGUUUCUUUCAAAACACAAUACUAUUCUUCCCUAACAUUGUGGAAGAAAAUGUUCUGUUAUUUAACUUUUUCUGUACAAUUGCUCACAGUUACCUGUAGGUGAAGGGGGCUUUUAGUGGACUAUAAAAGAAAAUUGUUGGUGCGGAUGCACCAGACAAACAAAUCACAAAUAAAAUAUGAAGUUUU